UCUUUAAUCCCAUCAAAAUUGUCUUUGGAAAAAGAGGCAUCACAGUAGGUAAAAAGCUGUCUCUCUCGUAUUUUUCACGAGGAACCCUGGGUUGGUCUUAUUAUAUAUAUAGCGCCUAUAAAUAUAUUUCUUUCCCCAUAGCCUUCUCAAAAUUGUUAUAUACAGAGAAACAUAUGAACAAAAUAUGUUUAUUUCCAGGAAAUCUUUGUCAAGAUCAGUCCAUGAUGAACACCAAGAGCAACCGGAGUUAGUCGAAACCCGAGGUGGCAAUCUGUGCACAUCAGUAACAGUUUGGAGAAAAUCACUUAUAGUUACCUGUAAAGGCUUUACUGUGAUUGAUUCAAAUGGAAAUUUAGUUUAUCGAGUUGAUACUUAUGUGGGAGGACGCCCCAUGGAACUCGUUCUUAUGGACGGCUCAGGGAAACCCAUCCUAACGAUGCGACGAAGCACGAAUCUUAGGCUAGUAGGGACUUGGCUUAUCUAUGGAGGGGAAGUAGGUGAAUUUUGUACAUCAGAAAAGCCAGUUUUCUAUGUAAAGAAGAGCAUUAACAUUUUAAAUGCCAACUCUAAUGUGCUUGCAUAUGUUUACCGGCGGUCGUCGGAUAAACGGUAUGCAUAUGUGAUUGAAGGAUCGUAUUCGCAUAGAUCAUGUAAAGUGCUAGAUGAGACAAAGAGAGUGGUGGCAGAGAUAAGGCCAAAGGAUGCAUUAAAAAGAGGCAUUUCAUUCGGCCUGGAGGUUUUUGUGUUAAUUGUGCAGGCUGGAUUUGAUCCUGGAUAUGCCAUGGGUCUGGUUCUUUUGCUGGAUCAAAUGUUUUCAUAGGCUUUCAAUUCUUUCAGGUGCCCUUUUUUUUAAUAAGAUCAAACAUUCAAACUGAUCUUUUCAUGUUUUCAAGCCAAAGCUGGUAUCUAAUGAUAAGCUUCUACUGCAUCAAAUGCCAAGUAGAUAUAUGUAAACAAGGAUGUUAUACAUGUUGGAAAUAUAUUAUUACAAGACGAAAUAGUUAACA
This is a messenger RNA of Gossypium raimondii (Peruvian cotton), 1007 nucleotides long. Its product is annotated as protein LURP-one-related 17. The coding region runs from base 185 to 820 and encodes 211 amino acids. The record is from RefSeq and is a predicted model, not a curated record. NCBI's taxonomy places the organism in Eukaryota, Viridiplantae, Streptophyta, Magnoliopsida, Malvales, Malvaceae. The transcript is spliced from 2 exons.